Messenger RNA from Saccostrea cuccullata (small rock oyster), 909 nucleotides. Its product is annotated as ryncolin-1-like. The coding region runs from base 4 to 885 and encodes 293 amino acids. Lineage: Eukaryota; Metazoa; Mollusca; Bivalvia; Ostreida; Ostreidae. The transcript has 6 exons. The record is from RefSeq and is a predicted model, not a curated record.
AAAAUGAAGGCGAUUCUUGAAGCGAUAUGCCUUUGUUUGGCUUUCUCUAUGUAUUGCCAUGGACAUAAUAUAAAUCCACAUAUUCAAGGCAUGCUAGAAAAAUUUUUCAAAACAAAGAAAGUCCUUUGGAAGCCGAGGGAAUUGCACAUAGAAUCAGAGAUUCCAAUUGACCUUAAAGUCAAAGUGUUGUCUACCUAUGAAAUGAAAGGAGUAGUUGACAAAUAUCCACAAAAAGCCAAAGACUGUUCAGAAUUAUUAAAGGCAGAUCCAAAGAGAAAGGGAAAGGAUGGUGUUUACGUGAUUUACCCCGAUCUUCACAACCGGAAGGAAGUGUUCUGUGACAUGACGACAGAGGGAGGAGGGUGGACUGUCAUUCAAAGGCGAAGAGAUGGAUCAACCGAUUUUUACAGAACAUGGAAAGAAUACAAACAUGGAUUUGGAGAUCCUUCCAAAAAUUACUGGAUUGGAAAUGAUGUCAUGCACACACUCACCAACAGUACAACUCAGCUUCUCCGUGUUGAUCUACAAAGAUUUAAUGGAGAAAAAGGAUACGCCAAAUAUUCUAGAUUUUCUGUGGACAAUGAAAGCAGCAAAUAUCAACUGAGUGCGUCGGGCUUUUCCGGUACAAUAGGUGAUGCAUUGAAUUAUCAGAACAAUAUGAAGUUCACCACCAAAGACCAAGAUAAUGAUAGACAUGGCGGAAAUUAUAACUGUGCGCAUGCCUGGCAUGGAGCUUGGUGGUAUGAUGCUUGUCAUCAUUCAAAUCUGAAUGGACUCUACACAAGUUCUGCUCAAAUUUCCGCAAAACAUCCUGUGUGGCAUUCCUGGAAAGACAAACAUGAAGCUUUGAAACGUACACAGAUGAUGAUACGCCCAAGCAAAUAAAUGAAUAAAAUAUUUGCUCAUGAA